AUGGAUGCCAACGCUGGCCACUUUUCGCCGGAGAUGCUCCAAGGGCAGAUGAUGUUCCAACAAAUGCCAGGGAUGUCCUCUCCGGGCCAGAUGCCCCAGAUGCCCUUUGGCAACAUGGAGCAGCUCCAAAAUCAAGUGGGACAAGUCCCGAUGAGCAAUCAAGCUGCCCAAGCCCAAGGUCAUCCUCAUCCCAGCUACGCAAUGCAAGGCCAUGCAAUGGGUAUGCAAGGCAUGGCUCAGGGGAUGCAUCAAGGAAUGCCACAGGGCAUGCCACAAGGCAUGCCCCAAGGCAUGGCACAAGGAAUGGGGCAAGGCAUGCAAGUGCCUCAAGGCAUGUCCCCAGGAAUGUCACCUGAUGGCACGAUGGUCCAAUUUUCCAUGGACAGCCAAGUGGCGCACGCAGCCCACAAUCAAAUGAUGCAACACGGUCAAGCCGGUGGUCCGUGCCAAGGCAACCCCUGUGGUGGAUGUCCUGGUGCCGCUGGUGCUGGUGCUGGUUGUGGUGCUGGUGGUGGUUGCGGUGGUUAUGUUUUCCAGCCCAUGCAGAACAUGAUGAUGCCACAAAACAUGGUGCAAGGCCAAAUGGCGGCAGCAAUGAGCCCUGGACCCCAAGGUUCCAAUGGUCAGGGUGGGCAACAGUUUCACCCUGGCGGCAUGCAAUUUGUUAUGGUGCCCGGAGCGCCAGGGCCAGGGCAGAUGCAGCCAGGAAUGGCAGGACUGCAGGGGAUGCAAGGUCAAAUGACUCAAAUGCAAGGCAUGCAAGGCCAGAUGGCCCAUAUGCAAGGACACAUGCCUGAUGGACACGGAAACCAACCAGGGCAGGCGCAAGGACCCCAAAGCGGUGACGGCCCGGGUGCUCCACAUGGUGAAUCUCCAGGUGAUGGUGAUGCCAAAGGGGGUCCUGGGCGGAUGGCCGCCGGGCGUCGCAAUACUCAGCCAAAGCAAGGUGCGAGCUGGCAAGCGAGCCGUCCGGGACGUCCAGAUCUUUUUCGAGCCCCCGACUCGGAAGUGCCUGCCGUGCCUGGAGAGCAAGGGAAAGGAGCAGGAAAUCAGGCACUGUCGGCAUCUCAGGAUGGCACGCAGAAGGGCAUGCGAAAGCCCAAGAAUCCGUGGGCUGACAUCCAAGAUUCAGGAGGCUUGGAUCAAGAGAUGGCGCAGAUGUGGGCCAUGCCUAACGUGGACAAUCAGCAGAAGGCAGGCUUUGGGAAGGGAAAAGGGAAGAAAGACGGCAAGGCCGACAAAGCAGGUGAUGAUGGAUCUGGAGGUGGCAAGGCGGGCAAGGAUAUGCCACAACAGAAGUGGGUAGAGGUCCAGAAGAACAACGUAGGCAAGGGACAAAAUCGAGGCAUUCGGCAGGAUCAAUGGCAACCGAAAGAGUCGCCAAAGUUGCCGGAGGCCGUUCCUAUGUCUUCCAUGCCAAUGCCGCUGCCCGGAAAGGGGAAAGCCCCACCUGUCUACAAUCCAGGUGGGUCACCCACAAGCCAAGCCAGUGCUGCUCCCAAGAAGAAGGGCUGGCGAGAUCGAAAGAUGGAUGAUUGGCUCAGCGCUCGCUUCAACGGACAGCCGCCGGCAACUCCCACCGGGUCGAUGGGCUUGGCAGGUGAUGAGUCUGAAUGGCUGGGCGACGAUGGAUAUGAGGAGAGCGACAGGCCGAAGAGGAAAGGUGGCAAAAGCAAAGGAAAUGGAAAGGACGGCGGCAAAGCCGACCGGAAGGGCGGCAAAGGCAAAGCGAAAGGCGGAAGAGGCAAUGGUGGUGGAAACUACUGGCGGGGUGCGUGA
Durusdinium trenchii is the source of this 1779-nucleotide messenger RNA. The record is from the annotation of a GenBank genome assembly. Lineage: Eukaryota; Dinophyceae; Suessiales; Symbiodiniaceae.